Messenger RNA from Hydractinia symbiolongicarpus, 930 nucleotides. Its product is annotated as lens fiber membrane intrinsic protein-like. Bases 86 to 544 code for a protein of 152 amino acids. Lineage: Eukaryota; Metazoa; Cnidaria; Hydrozoa; Anthoathecata; Hydractiniidae. The record is from RefSeq and is a predicted model, not a curated record. Gene Ontology annotation, cellular component: plasma membrane. The transcript has 3 exons.
AAUAUUCUUCCGCUUUAGAACUUUUUAAGCGCACGUUUUUUGUAAAGUUAAGGAUGGUUAGUGAGACACUUGUAAAUAUUAAAAAAUGGGCGUUGCAACUAUUAUCGGGUAUGUAAACUUUAUCGCGAUUGCAUUUGCUGUGUUGUUUGGAGUGCUUUCAAUAUCAACCAACAAUUGGCGAACCUUUUCGUUAAAAGACUUUAAUUAUGGCUUGUGGAAGGUCUGCGAUACUCUUACUUGUUCGAAAUUUACGCAGGAUGAAACAUUGCCAACGCGAGUGUUGAUGAUCAUAACAUGUCUAUGUUUUGCAGUUGUUGUUGUUUUGAGGCUCCUCGGGUGUUUUAUCAAAUCGUUAUCUCCCAAGAUUGUGACUCUCUUUUUGAUCCUAGCAUUUGUUUUUGAGUUAGCAGCAGUGGCAAGCUAUACAGACAAGAUGAAGCAAGAUGGAUUUAGUUUCAGUUGGUCUUAUCAUUUAGGCUGGGUUUCGGCAUUCCUAGCUUUAAUUACAGGAAUUAUAAACUUGUUUGAGCGCAGAGAUGAGUAAAGUGUGAAGAACAUACUAGAUUUAGUUUUUCUAUCUUGAGCUUUUUUUAUCAAUACAUAUUUUUGUUAUUAUAUUUAUUAUCCGCGAAACAGAACCGUCAAAAGCCUUUUCUUACGAGUUUUUUUACAUUUUUUUUAAACUAUGUGUUCAUAUGUGAGCAUAUUUAUGUUUAUAUUUGUUUUGUUGUUGUUGUUUUUGUAUAUUUAUUAGGGAUUUUUUCAUUCUUAUAUUAGGAAAUAUAUAUAUUGGAUCGGCAGUUAUUAAGAAAACAAAUUCCCUAUUUUAACAGUAGAAGAUUCUGCGAUCAUAAAUCUUUGUGAUUAUUUGGCGUUUGUUUAAAAUUUUUUUUUCAUAAAAUACAGACAUUUGAUUUAAAGAUUUAGUUU